Eurytemora carolleeae is the source of this 1308-nucleotide messenger RNA. RefSeq lists its product as uncharacterized. Lineage: Eukaryota; Metazoa; Arthropoda; Copepoda; Calanoida; Temoridae. Bases 24 to 428 code for a protein of 134 amino acids. The transcript is spliced from 7 exons. The record is from RefSeq and is a predicted model, not a curated record.
UCACUUCUACAACAGAUAAAAAAAUGAAUAUGAAAAUAGUUCUUGUUCUUGCUUUAGUAGCAGUUUGUGCUCAUGCUGCCACGUACAACAGGGCACUCCUUGGAGCUGAGGAAGAUGAAAAAGAAUUUGAAAAAGAGGUGUCUGGAGUGAUCGACUCGUUGUGGGGCGGAAUCUGUGUCACGGACAGCAGUUGUUUGGAAUACGUUUCUUACUGCCAUAGAGAAACAUCGAUAUCCGUGACAGGACAGUGUAGAUUAAUCUGGUACAGCUGGUUGGUUCUGGGAUUAGCUGCUCUGCUUAUCCUGUCUGCUCUGGUAGCCUGUAUCUGCUGCCCAUGCUGCUUCCUCUAUGCUUGCUGCUCAGGAAUUCUAGAUUGUUUGUGUGGUUGCUGCAGAACCAAGGGAUAUUCUCCUGCUAACCGAUCAUAAACUGCAGAAAAUACUCAACUGCUACACCUUGUGGGAAUAUUUUCAACUAUUUUAACUUACACCUGAUCUAGUGGGACAAUUUUGAUCUAUUUCAAGCUACAUCUUGCGGAGAAAUUUUGAACUAUUUCAAACUAGAGGUAGUGGAGAAAUUUUGAAGUAUUUCAAGCUACAUCUAGAGAAGAAAUUUAGAACUUCAUGCUACAUCUAGUGAAGAAAUUUAAAACUAAUUCAAGCUAUAUCUAGCAGAUUUUGAAUAAGUUUUUUAGUUAAUCCUGUUUUCACCACCAGUCUCCAUCUAAUUAAUAAACAAAAAUCUGUAUUUUCACAUAAGGCUAUUCUAAACAAAGAAAUUUUGCUGAAAAUUUGUUCAACUGAUUCUUUAUCUUGAGCAUACCUUUCUGACCACCUAUAUUAGGUUAGCAAGUAUGCCUCUGAUUUAAUACCACAAAUUAAAAUCUUGAUCAGAAUUCAUAUUUUACUCAUAUUUGUUCAUUAGACCAGAAAUCUGGGUUCUCAUUAAGACCAGGUUAUCUAAUCAAUAACAUAAAUCUUUACCUAAAAAUUAAUGUUCUCAGAAAUACGAAGUAAAAAAAGGUUUUUUGAUAAAAUAAAAACUUGGUAUUUUUUGGCCGCCUAGUUGUAAAGUGUGAAUAUUUCAAAUACUAACUAAUCAAAGCUGCAGAGAAUUGAUAGUUGAGACUUCAAAUGCUUUUAGUUCUUAAAACACUAGUUAGGGGAUAUUCAAGUCCUAACAGCAUUAAUUCUCAUGUUGACUUCAAACCAUAUUGUAUUUUUAAAACAUUACAUUUUGUACUUACUGUCUAUACCUACAAUCCUGAGGAAACAAAAUGUGCCUUAAAAUAUAAAUUUUGAUAAAUAA